Messenger RNA from Colletotrichum graminicola M1.001, 1755 nucleotides. Its product is annotated as NCS1 nucleoside transporter. NCBI's taxonomy places the organism in Eukaryota, Fungi, Ascomycota, Sordariomycetes, Glomerellales, Glomerellaceae. Gene Ontology annotation, biological process: transmembrane transport; nucleobase transport. The record is from RefSeq and is a predicted model, not a curated record. Gene Ontology annotation, molecular function: nucleobase transmembrane transporter activity. Bases 1 to 1755 code for a protein of 584 amino acids. The transcript is spliced from 5 exons. Gene Ontology annotation, cellular component: plasma membrane.
AUGGCGCGCAUCCGCAUGCCUUCCAAGGCCGAGAUGGCGGCUCCGUUCCAGUCCAGAGAAGCCUUCGCAGAAUGGGUCAAGGCCCCCGAAGCGCACAACGGACGAGCCCAGAUCGGCGACGCGAGAUGGUCGAACAAAGAUCUCGAGCCGACGCCGCCGGAGCAGAGAACCUGGACGUGGUACAAUCUGCCCAUGUACUGGUUUUCCAACAUGUUUGGGACGACUGGGUGGAACGUCGCAUCCUCGUUGAUUGCAGUUGGUUUGACCUGGCAACAAGCUCUCGUGUCGUGCGUGCUCGGCACGCUCAUCUCUGCCGUCGUCGUGACUUUGAUGGCGAGGCCUGGUGCCAUGUACCACGUCGGAUAUCCGGUUCUGGCGCGGUCGGUGAUGGGGAUGUACGGCUCAUACUUCUUCGUCUUCAUCCGGGCGGUCGUUUGCAUCAUCUGGUAUGGGAUCCAGACCUUCUACGGCGCAAACUUACUGUCCGUGUGCUUCCGCUGCGUCUUUGGAAACAGCUGGAACCACUGGGCCAACGCGCUUCCCGCCGGCGCCGACGUGACAUCGAAGCAGCUGUUGGCUUUCUUCCUCCUUUGGCUGAUCGAGUUCCCGUUUACCUGGGUGCACCCCACCCAUAUCCACUACCUUUUCACCGUCAAGGGUUUCGUCAUGCCGUUCGCCUGCUUCGGCCUGUUUGGGUGGUGCAUGGCGUACGGCACCGGCGUCUCGAACCUCAGCGCGGCCUCUGAGGCCGGGGCGGAGGCCGCCUCGACGACGCCGACCGGAUGGGCGAUAAUGGGCGGCAUCAACGUCAUCAUGGGGUCCCUGUCGCCCAUGCUUGUUAACCAGCCCGACCUCGCGCGGUACUGCAAGAAGCCCCGGGAUGCCGGCUGGCUCCAGGGGGCGUCCGUCUCCUUCGCCCAGAUCCUCGUCUUCUUCCUCGGGCUGGCCUCGACGACCUCUCUGCAGGGGGCCUGGGGUGUUGCUUACUGGAACCUGUGGGACAUGCUAAACGCCAUCCUCGAUCACUACUGGACCCCUGCCGCCCGCGCCGGCGUCUUCUUCGUGGCCCUCUGCUUCAUCCUCAGCGUGCUGGCGGUCAACUUUGGCGCCAACUCGAUCCCCUUCGGCGCCGACAUGACUGGCCUGUUCCCCAAGUACCUGACUAUCCGCCGAGGGCAAAUCGUGUGCGCUAUCCUCGGCAUCGCGGUGCUGCCGUGGAAGCUGAUCGCCAACGCCGCCGCCUUCUUGUCGUUCCUGGGCAGUUACAACAUCUUCAUGGCCCCUCUCUGCGCGAUCAUCAUAUUCGAUUACGCCUUUGCUCGCAAAGGCAACAUCCACGUGCCUUCGUUGUACAACGGCUCCAAGGACGGCCUGUACUGGUUCAAGUCCGGCAUCAACUGGGCUGGCGUGUUUGCCUGGAUUGGCGGCACAGUCAUGGGCUUGCCCGGUCUCGUCGGAGAGUACCAGCCGCAGAUCGUUUCUCAGCCCGCCAAAUACAUGUACAUGAUGGGCUGGGUAUUGACCUUCUGCUCGUCGGCCAUCAUAUACACAGUCCUCAUUCAUACAUUCAAGACCAAGGUCUACCCGCCGGGGUUCGAGAGCAUGCCGAUGGAGUACGAGUGGCUGGCAAAAGAGGGACGAGAUGGCUUCUUCGAGGGCGAGAGAGAAGAAGAGAUCUAUGCACCGCCGUCCCCGCGGGUCACGGGCGGGGAAGAGUUGCAUAUGGGGGAGAAAGGGCAGAAGGCGGAAGCGUGA